AUGGAGUGUUACUACAUCGUCAUCAGCUCCACGCGUCUCAGCAACGGGCACUUUCGCAACAUCAAGGGAGUCUUCCGGGGCCCCCUGAGCAAGACCGGGACCCGGACUCUGGAUUAUGCGGAGAAGGAGAACGCCAUCGCCAAAGCGCUGGGGGACCUGAAGGCCAACUUCUACUGUGAGCUCUGCGACAAGCAGUACCACAAGCACCCGGAGUUCGACAACCACAUCAAUUCCUACGACCACGCGCACAAGCAGAGACUCAAAGAACUGAAACAAAGGGAAUUUGCCCGAAACGUGGCCUCUAAAUCCAGGAAGGAUGAGAGGAAGCAGGCGAAGGCCCUCCAGCGCCUGCACAGGCUGGCCGAGCUGAGGAAGGAAGGCGCGCGAGCUCCCGGGAGUGGUCCCAUGUUCAAGUCCACGACGGUGACUGUGGGAGAAACUCGCCACGGCAUCUCGCAGGGACGUGUUGUGGAUUCGGUGCCCCGCCGGGAGGAUGUCAGGUGUGGUUGGAUUCCCGGUGAAGAGCGCGCGUGUGAGGGGACGGCCGGAGCCGCAGACCCGGGAAGUGCCCAUCCUUGUGCGCAGACUCGCCAGCUGGGCGAGCAAGCCCAGGGCGCCCACAGACACAAGACCGGCUUUUCCUUCGCGUUUCCCAAGAAAGCCUCCGUGCGGCUGGAGUGCUCGGCCGCAGCCUUCUCUGAGGGCGGCGACGACGCCUCCCUGGCCCGAGGGCUGAGCAGGCGAAGGCGGUUCGUCCCCGGUCCUUGUCACCUUCAGCGGCCUUCGCCGACAGACGAGCUCUGGAGUCCCGAGGAGAAGGCCAGCUCCCUCCGUCCGCCCGAGGGGAUGUGCAGCUGCAAUGAAACGGCUCCGACGCAGGAGACGAAAGAAGCUGCUUGUGCAAAAGACCCAUUUUUAUUGCCUUCCUCUCGCCAGUUUCAACUCCCUUUGUCUCCGGAGGCAGGUCAUUGUCAAAAUCCGGUGGCAUCGGCAGACCCAGCACGCCCGGAAGAGGCUGUGAGGAAUGAAGACACGUCGGAGAGCUGUGCCGGUUCCGAGUCGCUGGGAAGUAGGGGCGCAGCUCUCGGCAGGGCUGCUGACGGCCCGGCUUUGCCAGCCAGCCCAGCGGAACGGGCGAAGGACGGUGAUGCACCCACCAUCGAGGCUGAGACGGAACCCCAGGGUCCGGAGAGGUCGGCCCCUUCCAUCUCUGAAGAGGAUGCUGUAACUUCACGUGAAACUCCAGAUUUCUCUAGAAGACCCUGCGAGCCGUUCGUUCCCGUGCUCAACAAAGACGGGUCCACCGUUCUGCAGUGGCCAUCGGAAAUGCUAGUCUACACAGCUGCUCAGCCACCGGUUUCCUACAGCUGCAACCCUCUCUGUUUUGACUUUAAGUCCACGAAAGUCAGCAACCAUCUAGAGAAAAGCAAACCGCCCUUCAGUGGCCUUUGUUCCCAGCAGAAGCGGGGGGACGUCUGCAGGAGGCAGGUUUGGGCGGUCCAGGGCAGCGCCGUCACAGGCCCCACGGAUGAUGACGGUGGGGGAAGCAGAAACGAAUCCGCCCCCGUCCCUCCUCUUUCCGCUGAAGAGUCGCCCUCCGAUAGUUGUGAUGCUGGAAAAAAUGAGACUGUAGAUCAGAGGUACAAACAUAGUUCCUGUAGGAGCAGAAAAACAAAAAGGUACCAUUUUAUUCAAAAGCAAGUCAAACAGAAUACUCACGAGGAAGGCCACAAAACGAGGUUGAAAGAUACGCAUGAACACCGGUUCCAUAAAAGUCGGAGAAAGAAGAAACGAAGGAAGUUGUGUCACCACCAUCGGGGGGACCACGCCGAAGAACCAGUAACCCCCUUCAGGAUGGAGACAGGGAACAGUUGCGCCGACACAACGAGGAAACACCCGCUGGGAACGGUUUCAGAAAAGCGGGAUUUAGCUGUAGAGCCACCGCUAGACGCACAUCAGCUCCCUGAUCAAGAGCCCACCUCAGCAUUUCUGUUCUCGCGUGAAAACAGAGAAACAGAAACGUGUAAAACGUGGAACGCUGAACACAGUCACAAUGACGCCAUCAGUUCUCAAAAUCACUGUACAGAGAACUCGACUGUUUUAAAUGGACAGUCCAGUCCCACAGCGAUGCAUUCUGGGGAACGUAGUUUAACACACGCCAGAACGUCCUGCAGUUGCAAAGCCGCAGUGCCCAGCUGUGGUCAGGGUCACGGGUGCGUCUUUCUUUCAAAGCGCACGGACUGCGUGCCCCCGAAUCAGGCCGUCAAGCGGGGCUAUCAUUCUCUGGUCAGCGAACCCGAAAGAUGUCAUCGAAAACGAAGACCACACUCCUCUUCGCACUCGUCGGACGAAAGUCUAAACCCACCGCAUGCUUUACCGGGAGGGUUUGGGGCGCCACCCCGAGCGCCUGUGCCGGUCACGCCUAGAAGGAGACGGAGGAGGAAAAGAGGCCGGUUCCGCCCCAGACGUGGAGCCCUGGAGCGCAGGGAGCGUGCAGACCCUCCCGGGAAAGCGGCCGCUUCCGUAGGCCCCCCGGGCGGGUCGAUGAGCGCAGACAAAAAAGAGGAACUAAGCCCACAAGACAUGGCAAAUGUCGACAGGAACUCGGAGCAAACAGACCCAGUAAAAGCCACGCCGACUUCCCGCCCCAGCAGCCCCCUGCCUUCUGGAAGCGACGGGGGAGCUGAGCGUUGGGUCACCGAGGCCACCUCUGGCUCGAGGCCCGAGGUCUCCGCUGAGCCCACCUCUGUCUCCGCAGCUGGCGCCCCAGCAGAGGAGGCAGUGGCCGGCGGCCUGCUGGGGCGCCAGGACAGAAGCCCGACCGCUCGUAUCAGGGAAAAGCAGGUGCCUCCCGAGGUGCCUCCUGUGGACCAGACCUUCCAGCAGCCCCCGCCCAAGUCGCUCCUCGGCCACUACGAGCUGGCCGAGGCCCUCCCCCAGGGCAAGGCGGCCGCGGCCGAGGCCUCCCCCGCGUGGCUGCGUCUCCCGUCAGGAAUUCUUCACGCUCACCCACCGCUGCCCUUCAAAGAAGCACAGGUCAGCGGCCACGCCUUGGUCACCACGGAGCAAAUCCUGGCUCCGUUGGCUCUGCCCGAACAGGCCUUGCUGAUCCCAAUAGAAACCCCUGACAAAUGCAAAGCUCUCCCCUGCGAGGUCUACCAGCACAUCCUCCAGCCGGGCCUGCUGGCCCACAAGGUCAAGCUGGCCUUCCCCGCCGCUGCCCUGGCCCCGCCCAGCGUGCCUCUGCAGCCGCCCUUACGCUCUACCUCUGUCACCACCAUCCACCACGCCGUCCUGCACCACCAGGCGGGGACCUGGAAAGUGCUCCAGCCGCACCAACGGUUCCUGCCCCAGGGCCCCCCCCUCACCGGGACAUCCUUACCUCAAACUCCCAUCUCCAGAGGACCCCUGGGCGCCAGGCUCUGUCCCGGGAACCCGCCCACGUUAGUCGCGCCCCCUCCGAUGCCCAUCAUUCCAGCCUCAGUCCUUCAUCCCAGCCCCUUGGCCUUCCCCGCUCUGCCCCACGCCCUCUUCCCCUCCCUGCUCGCCCCCCACCCCGCAGUCAUCCCACUCCAGCCCCUCUUCUAG
Eptesicus fuscus (big brown bat) is the source of this 3588-nucleotide messenger RNA. It is a transcript of the gene ZNF804A, whose product is annotated as zinc finger protein 804A. Lineage: Eukaryota; Metazoa; Chordata; Mammalia; Chiroptera; Vespertilionidae. The transcript has 4 exons. The record is from RefSeq and is a predicted model, not a curated record. Gene Ontology annotation, cellular component: nucleus. Bases 1 to 3588 code for a protein of 1195 amino acids.